GUUUUACCCUCGAAGCAAAGCAGGUGAAACGAGAAGCGGAGAUCGGGACUUCGUCCCUCCGUCGGCGCUCGUCGAGAUUUUAACGCCUGCGGUAAAGAUCCGUUCACCGCCCCUCACCUACGGUACAGUUACCCCUCUCUGGAAUCUUCCGUGGACGCCAACCUUGCUGCUCUUUAAAGAAAGAACCCCCAAAACCCCCAAAACGGGGGCCGGCCAGGGACGAAAGCAGAGGAAGCCUAUCCGAAGCUCGUCGCCAGAAGGCCGAUGGAUUGGUAGGGGCAGGGUAAAGGUCGAUCCUUGGGCGUGGAUAGAUGCGCGUCGUGCGGGUUUCGUGGCCAGGUGAGGGAUCUUUGGUGUCGGUGCCGACCCUGCGAUGGAAUUCGUGGGUCCCUUGCUUGAUCUGAGUUGUUUCGGCGUGAUAUAGGUAUGAUAUUUUAGUUAGUGCUGCACUAGGACCAUUGGCUAAAGAGUUGAAUGAUGGAUUACAAUGGAGAUGAAGACCAGAGCCAGGACUAUCUUUUUAAAAUUGUUAUGAUUGGUGAUUCUGCUGUCGGAAAAUCGAAUUUGCUAGCGAGGUUUGCUCGAAAUGAAUUUUACCCAAACUCCAAGUCCACUAUCGGGGUUGAAUUCCAAACCCAAAAGAUGAACAUCGAUGGGAAGGAAAUCAAAGCUCAGAUAUGGGACACCGCAGGCCAGGAGCGCUUCAAAGCUGUGACAUCUGCAUAUUACCGAGGAGCUGUGGGAGCCUUGGUGGUUUACGACAUCAGCAGGCGCCAGACUUUUGAUAGCGUUGGUCGAUGGCUCAAUGAACUGCACACUUACUCCGACAUGAACGUGGUGACCAUUCUGGUUGGCAACAAGACUGAUCUCAAGGAUGUGAGGGAGGUUACCACCGCAGAGGGCAAGGCCUUAGCUGAGGCCCAAGGCCUCUUCUUCAUCGAAACCUCUGCAUUGGACUCCUCCAACGUCGCAGCAGCCUUUCAAACUGUAGUUAAGGAGAUUUAUCACAUACUAAGUAGGAAGGUGUUCCUGUCUCAAGAGCAGAAGAAGCACGAUAUGUCAUCGUUGAGCAAUGGGAAGACAGUCAUCUUACAAGGGGAUUCGAAUGGUGUGAGCGAUGGAGCUAGGGGAUACUGGUGCUGUUCAUCCUGAAACGAGCUACGAGAAAUCGUUUUCAUCAUCAGUUUGCAGAUCUUUUGUUUUAGAUUCACUUGAUUUUGUUUUCCUUGUGCAGUUGCUUUGUGAUUGAUGGUAUAAUUGUCAAAUGUUAGCUGCUCAUUUACUCUUUGCUUGCUGGUAUCCUAAUGAAUGUUAUAUGGUGAGCUA
Musa acuminata subsp. malaccensis (wild Malaysian banana) is the source of this 1326-nucleotide messenger RNA. Its product is annotated as ras-related protein RABA5a. Gene Ontology annotation, molecular function: GTPase activity; GTP binding. The record is from RefSeq and is a predicted model, not a curated record. Gene Ontology annotation, biological process: vesicle-mediated transport. NCBI's taxonomy places the organism in Eukaryota, Viridiplantae, Streptophyta, Magnoliopsida, Zingiberales, Musaceae.